Caenorhabditis sp. 36 PRJEB53466 is the source of this 1641-nucleotide messenger RNA. The record is from the annotation of a GenBank genome assembly. NCBI's taxonomy places the organism in Eukaryota, Metazoa, Nematoda, Chromadorea, Rhabditida, Rhabditidae.
AUGGAUAGAAAAUUUCAAUCAGACGACCAAUGGUACGCUUCUCCGCUUCUAGAUUUACAAUUAUGCAAAGAAGAUCUUCUGGAAUGCAGAGAAACUGCAGAAGGUUCGGAAUAUUGUCGCCAGAAACAAAAAUAUUCACAAUCUCAGUUUCCAGAUACGAUCGAUAGAAGUGACGAUGGGACUGAGUUCGAAACAGAAAAAGACAAGGAAAGAGAAUUAUGGUACGACAACCUGACGUCUGUUGACGGCGUAACGGAAGAGGAGGCAACAGAAGUUAUUGAUGAAGUUUCAAAGUAAGAUUUUACUCCAGCUCAUUCGUUUUUUAAGUUGGUGCUAUAUUUCAGCCUGGACAUGUUUCUGGAAAGCUCGACAGACGUUUCUACUCGAAGAUUAGAUGAUAUGAAAGGCAACAAGAAACUUCUGGAGGAAUCAAAUCUGUUCACACACAAGUGAGUCGAUUCUGGAGCUGACUGUGACACCGCAAGCUUUCAGAAAUAUUGUGAAAAGAAACGAAUUCAUGAAUUCGUCAAGACAACGCAAAUCUGCUUACGUGACGUCACUUAAGUAUGACAAAUACGUGCUGGAGGGCGCUGAAAACACGAACGUAAAUCAGCCUGAAUGGCUUGAAUAGAGUAAUUUAUUGCAGUUGUUCCGUCCGCAGUGCUCGAUGUCUUCCAAAUGCGCCGACGACUUUGUCAUAACUGUAGACGCGCUUUUCCCGAACAACCGCAUGCUCCAGUCGAUGGAACUACGCAGUUCUCGGCUUCUGAAACCUGCGAGCAAGUUCCUACUUCGAGGAGAUACCACCCUUUUUGAUCUCCGCCGAAAAUUGGUAAAAUUAUUCGAUGACUCCAUUCGAAAUCAAAUAAUUUGCUUUCAGUGUUGCAUGAGUGAUACCGUAGUCCCAUUAGAUAACGGCGUGGAGCUCGAGCCGCCGAAUCUGGAUAUGUCGACGGCUUUCCGAUAUCCCUCCUCGUUCAUUUUCAUUCAUGAUACUUUCUAUGUGGAUUCAGCUGCUGAAAAUGCGCAGGACAUCUCCUUGUAAGUAGUUCAUAAUGCUUUCUGUAAAAUUUAUUUCAAUUAAAGCCCAAUUCGAAAUUUCAUGCAACAACGAAAGAUUUUCGACCCGGUCGAGGCGCAGAAAAUGGAAGGCGUCAAGAUUUCUGAUCUCAAAUUGAGGUACUAUCGCUUUCCAGUUUAUCUAAUUUUCGAAUAAUGCAGAUUAGGUCUGCCGUACGUCUUCCAGCAUUCUGGAAACUGUGAGCACCUUCUGGUGUUCCACGAUCUGAGACUGUUGCAUGAAUCGGACCCGAAAGAACUGGAAAAGUAUCCGUACACUUUGUUCGAAAAGGGAAGCGAAAGACGGUGUGAAAUUUGUCGAAGAAGUCAUGUUGAGUAAGUGAUUUUCACUUCCUACGUUUAUCUUGAAACUUUCUUCCUUUCAGAUUCGUGGUCGAGCAGCACGAGCUUCUUCCCUUGACCUUCACCUUUUUCUGUCGUUCCUGCUUCCAAGAGUUCAAUUUUGUGCACGGCGUCAAGACGCAUUCGUUCCGUGCGUGGCCAUACACGGAAUUGCAGAAUCGAGAUCAAAUGGAUUGGCCUUCCGAAGAGCGGGACCAUGAUAUGCAGAGCAUUGUAUAA